CUCUAUAUAAACCAUUCUUUCAUUUCUCAUUUUCUCAUCACUUCUUUCCAUCUCCUUCUUCUCAUACAUAAUUCAACUCAGUUACUCCAUUAUUAUCCUUCUCAGAAUGAGCAGCAGGCCAGGAGAUUGGAACUGCAAGUCAUGUCAGCACAUGAACUUUCAGAGGCGAGAAUCGUGCCAGAGAUGUGGAGAAUCAAAGUAUGGAGAAUAUUAUGGUGGAGGAGGAGGGAGAUCAUCAAGUUCAUCAUCAGAUGUUCGUCCUGGAGACUGGUAUUGUGCUGCUAAUAAUUGUGGAGCACAUAACUUUGCCAGCCGCUCCAGCUGCUUCAAGUGUGGUGCUUUCAAAGAUGACUUGUUAUCUUCUUCUUCCUUCAACACUGAUUUUCUGCGCUCUAGACCUUUUGCUUCUGCUCCUACUUCUACAAGACCUUCCUGGAAAUCUGGUGAUUGGAUUUGCAAUAGGUUAGGGUGCAAUGAGCAUAACUUUGCAAGCAGAACGGAAUGCUUUAAAUGCAGUGCCCCAAGGGACACAUACUAGAAUUGAGAUCAUCCACUUUUGUAUUUCAUGGCUUUGUUUUCAGGCAUUAUAGCGAUUAGUGACGGAAGAUGUUCUGUUGUAAUACUAGAGAAUCAAGUUGGAAGAUUUCUUUAUUAAUUUCUUGGGGAUGAUCAAAAGUGAUGAUAAGAGUGAGAAAUCAGAAAAGGAAAGUCCAGAGCCAGUAUGACAGAGAAGCCACAUCCCUUUGAUUAGCAUCUAGUUAAAGAAUUAUAGCCAUGUGAUUUUGGUGUUCCUAAUAUACUUUUUCUUUAGUCUCUUGCGCUGGAGUUCACUUAAUUAUUGUACUUGCGUGUGUGGUUUUAGUGAAAAUGAAUCUCUUUUUCUUUUCUCAUAUAUCCUGAAAUCAUGAUCUAGUACUUUUUCCUGAGUGAAAGUUAUGGACUAAGGACUGUAUCUUGGAUUAUAUAUAUAUAUAAGAGGGUUAAGUAUGUCAUUUGAUCUAUAA
This is a messenger RNA of Prosopis cineraria, 1004 nucleotides long. RefSeq names its product RNA-binding protein involved in heterochromatin assembly dri1-like. Gene Ontology annotation, molecular function: mRNA binding. Gene Ontology annotation, cellular component: cytoplasm. The record is from RefSeq and is a predicted model, not a curated record. The coding region runs from base 107 to 538 and encodes 143 amino acids. Lineage: Eukaryota; Viridiplantae; Streptophyta; Magnoliopsida; Fabales; Fabaceae. The transcript is spliced from 4 exons.